This is a messenger RNA of Magallana angulata, 5405 nucleotides long. Its product is annotated as TAR DNA-binding protein 43-like. Gene Ontology annotation, molecular function: RNA binding. The transcript is spliced from 4 exons. Gene Ontology annotation, cellular component: nucleoplasm. The record is from RefSeq and is a predicted model, not a curated record. Gene Ontology annotation, biological process: regulation of gene expression. The coding region runs from base 154 to 1527 and encodes 457 amino acids. NCBI's taxonomy places the organism in Eukaryota, Metazoa, Mollusca, Bivalvia, Ostreida, Ostreidae.
AGAUAAAAGAUGGCGCUGUGUUCGAAGGAAAAUUGUCAACAGAGGACGCCAUCUUGAACGACGCACUUGAGAACGGGACCACGGCGGGUAGAUUGAAUUUAUGGCUUAUUUAGGAAGAUUCUACCACGACAGGUGAUAUAAAACGUAGAAAACAUGAGUCAGUAUAUUCAGGUGGCCGAAGAAGAAGGCGAGGAGCCUAUGGAAGUUCCGAGCGAAGAGGACGGCACCCUUCUUCUGUCAACACUGUCUGCUCAGUUCCCUGGAGCUUGUGGGUUGAAAUAUCGCAACCCUGACACAGGUUCUAUGAGAGGAAUACGACUAGCAGAUGGACGGCUGUAUCCGCCAGAUAUAGAGUGGUCAAAUAGGAUAUAUGUUGCAGUGUUUCCAAAAACUGAAAAUAAGAAGAAACAGGGACCAGGAAACAAUGCUUCUGUCAGCACUGGUAGCCCAGACGAACAGGAAGGGGGGCACCACAAAUCAAAGAAGUUCGAGAGACAGCGCUGUAGUGACCUCAUUGUGCUGGGAUUACCAUGGAAGAGCACAGAAGAAGACUUAAGAAAAUACUUCUCACAAUUUGGCGAACUGUUAAUGGUUCAGGUGAAAGUUGAUCCACGGACCCGUCAGUCGAAAGGUUUUGGGUUUAUACGAUUUGCGGAUUAUGACUCCCAGUUCAAGUGUAUGUCGCAGCGUCACAUGAUUGAUGGCAGAUGGUGUGAUGUCCGUAUUCCUAAUUCCAAGGAAGGAGCCCAGCAGAUAAUGAAUAGGAAAGUAUUUGUGGGGCGUUGUACAGAGGAUAUGACAGCGGAGGAUCUACGGAAUUAUUUUGGCAAGUUUGGAGAGGUUGUUGAUGUAUUUAUUCCCAAGCCAUUCCGUGCAUUUGCGUUUGUUACUUUUGCUGAUCCCGAGGUGUCACAGAACUUGUGUGGAGAAGAUCACAUCAUCAAAGGUGCCAGCGUUCACAUAAGUAGUGCUGCCCCUAAAAACUACGACCGUCACAAUGACAAGAAAUCAACCAGCCCCCACCAGCUUGGAUACACACAAGCAUAUCCUCCCAAUCCAUGGAGCCAGGGACCACGCGGAUCCACCCAACCCAUGCAUAACCAGGGUACUCCCAUGGCCCAGGGAAGUCUACCUAAUAAUCUAGGACUCAGUAAUUUAAACCUUGGGGCCCUCCAAUUCAACCCAGCCAUGCUUGCUGCUGCACAGGCCAUGUUGAGUGGCCAGGGUGGUUGGGGCCCUGUAGGUUUGGUCAGUCAGGGCAAUAAUCCCCCGGCAGCAGGGACAGUCACCACGGUAACAACCAAUAACAUCACGGGAGGAGAGACGUCCAGUCAGGCCAGUGUACAAAGCUUUGGUAGUAUAGGUAGUGGCUCAGGGGGAACGGCUGGCACAGCUCCACCUAUCCCCAAUAACAACAGUUUUCUAGGCUGGGGGAGUUCUCAAGGUUCAGCCUCGGAAACCGGAGGCAGCCCUGGGGUAGGAGGCUGGGGGACACCCCAAAGUAAACCCAGUGGUGCAUGGAAUUGAUAAAGGUGUGUGACUGGUAGAAAAAAGUUGAUGUUAAUUUGUGAAAUUUUAAUAUAUUUAGGUGGUAUAUAGAAAAUAUAUUUGUGUUUGGUAUGGAGGGCUAAAUGAAGGGUCAUUCAUCAGGCUUAUAAGUGCAUGUUACUCAUUUUGAUAAAGAAUGAAUGAUGGAGAAGAUAUUCAAAUGAAACAUGGAUAUCUAUCAGAAGUGUUGAAUACAUAGAGAAUCUGAGAUCUUGAUGAUUAUCAAUUAUUUAUAGAUGAUAUAUGACCCUGAUGCAAGUUUUAAAAAACAUCAUGUAAAUAAAGCAUUAUUGUAAAGAAUGCAUGAUUCUGAUUCCAUUUGGUUUUCCCACUCCAGGGUAGUGCUGAUUUCAACCUAUUGAUUGUCUGAAGUUUUGUUAAAGGUAGCUAAAUUCUCCAAAUCAUGUUCAUCUUCUUAUCUUCUAGUUUUUACCUAGACAAAACUAUGAAUCAAUUAUCCCCCGAAGUAGUAGCAUUGCUGUGAAAUACAGAGGUUCAUAAUGAAAUGAUUAUGUCACUUGGCUGUGUUAAUGUUUACCAUGUUUUGAAUUAUUGGUAAUUAGAUUCCACAGAUUUUUGUUGUCGGAGAGAAUUAUGCACAUACACAAACUAAAGUUAACGUAAUCCAAGUAUUAUAAUAGUGUGUUUACAUACCAGUUUUCAUCUCCAUUGUUUAACUAGCGUGACUGUUUUUAUGUACCGGUACAUCUGAAAUAGUGACUGAGCUUCUUAUCAAGAACCUGGAAGUAGCAUUUAUGGUAAAUGAAAGAAAAUCACAACAGAAUUUUAUUAAUAAUUGAGGUGUGCCAUAGCCCAAAUGAGAUACAAGAGGUACAUGUAGAACAUUUAAUGUUGAAUACACGAAACUGGAAAACAUGGUGAAUUUCGAAUGAGAACAUCAUUCAUAUUUACAAUUGAAUUCUGUACAUUACUUAUUUAUAUAAUCUUGAAAGAUUUGAAAAAAAUGUUGUAGUGACUGAUUCAUUUUUAAAGACUCGUGCAGAUUAUGGCAAUGUAGCAUUUUAUGUAUAGAUGAUUCGGGGAAAAUUAGACAAUGUGAGACAAUGUUAGAAUAUAAAAUAAUUGUUUCCUCUCUUGGUGUACAGACAUUGGUGUGAAGUUUGCUUUUGCUUUGUGUAGUAUUGAGAGUAGACAUUGUUUAUUUUUUAUCUUGUAGUGUACUUGGUGUGAAACUGUUGAAAAUAUUCAAAUUCUACAUCACAGAUUGAUGAAAUCUUGUAUUCUUAUUUUGCAACUGUCUAGAAAUGAUUGGUAAAUUAUGCAUGUAAAUAAUCUACUUUUUGGCAAACCCAUGUUGAUUCAUGAAAAUUUCACGUUUGUGUGUUUUGAGGGAUUUAUUAUCCGUAUCUUAGAAAUGUGUAUGUUGGCUCUAUUUGUUUGAUUUAUUUAUAUGACAUGAAUAUUUUUGGAAAUUAUCUGAGAUGUACAUAAUAGUAGCUAAGUAUUGAUGGGUGACAGUGUUUGAAUGAAAACUAGAUGUAAGCUUUUUCUUGUAGUCCUGUUUGGUGUUUCUUUUUAUAGAACAUUUUUUUCUGUUGGUUUUAUGCAAGUUGUUAAAAAGCAUAUUUAAGAAUGAGUGGAAUUAGAUAAGACUUGUUUGUAAGAUUAGAAUUUUUUCCUAUUCUUUUGUGUGAAAGUCUCCAUGAAAUUUGAAAUGUCACUUUAUCUACAUUUUCAAGAACAUAGGUAAUGCUAUACAGUAUAUUAUUAUUCUCAUAUAGUUUCAUGGCAUGUGAAAUUAUUUGGUAAAAAGUAAUCAUGAAUUAGCAAUGUAUUAAAAAUCUAACAACAAAUCACUGCCCUAUGUCAUCUUAUAUCAUUAUGUAGCAGAUUGAAAAUAGUUUAACAUUAUUUGGCUAGUAUACUGACUGUAAUCUUAUAUUAGAACUUUUCAAUAUAGACAAGCUAACCACUGAUCAUCAAUAUUGUAUACAGGGUUAUUUUCGCCCUUCUAUACUUUUAAAUGGUUCUGCCCCAUCUUAAAUUUCCCCGAUCUUAGGGCUUUGUGUUAAAAAGAUUUAUCGUUUCUUUCAAUUCACUCAGUCUUAACUUCGCCGAUGACGACGAGGGCGAAAGGGGCAGAAAUGAAAUGGUGGCAAAUUCUUCCCUUUAGACAGUACAUGUACUUUUAUUCAUUAAUUUCUUGCUUACUCUAUAUUUAAAGUAGAGAGACAUAUUGAAUAAGAGAUAAUAGAAGGUAACAGAAUACUGAGACAGCAAACAAGCUAUCUAAAUCAUAGGCCAUAGAGCAGUAGGGAACAUCACUUAUUUGUUUUGUUUUUUGCUUGUGUACAUUUUUUAAAAGGAAAUCAAAUUGUUUUGCAAUGAAUUUAUGUUUUAAGACAAAUUUUACUGAAGUUUAAAAGGGUGUAUUGGCUAGAAUAUUCUUGUAUCCUGGGUGACACCUACCUUAUUUUAAUUGGAAGACUUUUUACCUUUAUUGGUAAUGAAAAUGUUCACACUUUAUACACAUAGCGUUCAAACAUUUCAUGAAAAUGGCAUAUGAUAGGAGAAAUUUAACCUCAGUGAUUGUGUAUAUAUACAUGUGUCACAAUUUGGAGAAACUCUUUUUAUAGUCUGCACUAAGAAUUGAUAGUGGUAGGUGUGAUGCAAGUUGUUUUUGGGGUGUCUGUGUAUUUCCUUAGAUUGUAACUAAUACUGCAUAAUGCUGUAAGUUGCUUGUUGUUGAUUCAGACCACACUGUGUACGUUGAGGGGAGGAAUGUGAAGGAAUUGUUAUAUGUUUGAAAAGAUUGUGAAGACUCUAUAUUUAUACGUCUCUGGAAAUCUGUUUGCAAGACAAGACAAAAAUGUUUUCAACUGAGUAUUGAAUGAUUUGGAAAAUAAGAGGUAUUUUAUAUACAUGAACAGUAUGAAUUUCGUGUUCAUAACAAAAACCAAACUGUUAAUGAUUUCAAGGCAGCAAACACAGCUUGAAUGAGUUGGAUAUAUAUAAUUAUAUAAACUGUGAAAGGUUUUUAUCAUCUUUUGUUGUUCUAGUUGAGGUGGUUCAUAAACCAUGCUUAUAAUCACUACAGCUUCCCAUUAAAGAUUUAAUACACACCAUGAAUUUGAAUUUUUUAAAUCAUUAAUACAACCUGUUAAAUUUGAAUAGUGAAAUUACAAAUAUAUUUGAGAUGAAUUUCUUAAAGUUCCUGAUGGUUGUAAUUCCUAGUUUUUUUCCCUUGGAUUUGGCUAUUGACUUGUGAGCAGAAAUUUGAGAAGCUGUAGUUGGGUAUGGCAUGGUUUGUCAGUGCCUGGCAGUUGUUGAGUGAUUUUUUUAUAUCUAUUUAUUAGUCUGGAUGCCUAUGUCUUUGUUGAAGUGUAAAAGCACUGUAUAUGGAGGCUUUUUAAAAAUGUUUUCACUUUGUUUCAUACAAAAUUUUCACACAAAUAUCUAUGGAGUGUAUUUUUUUUUUAUCAAAACAAAAUCUGAUGAAUUUCUGAUUGUGCGAUUUUAAUAACUUGUUUUGAUUGUUUUUCUCAGAAACACUUCUCUGAUUUACACUGCUAUUUUUUCAUCUGUUCUCCAUAUACAGCUUUCUGUCAUUGUUAUAACGGAACGGGUUACACACUUGACAAAACCACACAGAAUUUCAAAUUUUAAAAGCAAUUUUGAUUAUUUAUCAAAUUAAAAAUUACAUGCAAGCUCAUGAUGUGGAUUUUUUUAUUUCGGUUUGAGUGUAGAAUUUUAAAAACUGAACUGCAGAUUUGUUCCCCUUUAAUGUCAAGUGUGUAACUAGGAAUACCAGAUGUAAUUUGCUUAUAUUCUUUGUGUGUGUAUGUUAUGAAGUGUAUGAAUUGAGUAUACUAGAUAAAUCAGAUAUAUUAACUCUU